AUGAAUAUUGAAGAAAGGAAAAUAAAAUUUCUUUAUUUUUUGAAGUAUAUAUAUGAAUAUAAAAAAGAUAUUAAUAGAAAUUUUAAUAUUAGCUCAAUUGAUUUUCAUUGUGCACAAAUUUUAAAUUUUGAAUCUGACGAUGAUUUUUAUUUUUAUAAUUUAAUUUUUAGCCAAUUUUCCUCUUUAGAAAGAUUAGAAAACUUAAGUUAUGGAGAAAUAAAAAAUGUAAUAGAAUAUUUAAAUAAUUUACAAAUAUCCUACAUUAAAUCACAAGUAAUUUUUAAUUUAUGCAUAUCAGAAUAUUUGAUAUCUUUUUAUAUUAAAGAGGAUACUUACAAUAACAUAAAUGGAUGUACUGGUAUUAAUGAAUUAAUUAUUUUAAAAAAAUAUUUAAAACAUAUAUUAAAAAUUUUUGGUUUUAAUAAUGUAUUUGAUGAUUUUGAGAUUCAAAAUAAUAAUAUAAGAAAUCAGAAAUUAGAAAAUAAAGGAAAACCUAAUGAUAAAUUUGAUAGAGAGCCAUUUACUGAUGUAUUAAACAAACUUAAACUUCUUAUUAAUUUGACAGAUAAAGAAAACAUUUCGAAGAAUUACACUAUUUUAAGAACAAAUAAUACAUUAAAAGGAAUAGAUAUACAAAACAAUUUAGACAAUCAUCGAUUUUCAUCAGGUAGUAACUAUUCUAGUGAAACAUAUACAAAUAAUGGAUUAAAAGAUUCAAAAAAUGAUCUCAAAGUAGAAAAAUUGCCAGUGAUAAAUAUAGGAGAAGACAGGGGGGGAAUGAAUAAAUUACAUAGUAUUACAAAUGAUAUAAAAAAUGAAAAUUUAGUAGAUUUAAAUUCUUCAAGAAAUCAAAGGGAAAAUUUUACAACAAAUAAUAUUUAUAAAAUAAAUAAAGAUGAUUUCCAUGCGUAUGCCUUCAAUAGAAACUGUAGCAAAUGUAAAAAAUAUUUUAAUAACACUAAAAAUAUUGAUUGUGAAAAUCCUAAUUAUUUAAAUAAUAAAUUAAAAAAAUUUAUUAAAUAUAAUAAUAAUAAUGAUAAUAAUAUUAAUGUUAAAUUAAAUGAAAAAAUUGAAAAACAUGAUUUAAGGAAUCAAGAAAAUAGUGAAGUAAAUUAUAAUUUUGAUAAACAUGUAGAGAAAAAUAAAACCAAAACAAUUGAAAUAAAUAGCAAGAAUCUCAAGGAUAUUAAGGAAAUAAUUAACAAAAGAUAUUUUCGAGAUAAAGAAAACAAAGAAUAUAGUUUCAAUGAAAAUGAUAAUGCUAACAGUUCACUGUUUCAAAAUAAAUGUAUUGAAAAUAAUACAAAUAUAAAUUAUGAAAAUAUUUCUUCAAAUCUUCCUUAUAUUAAUUAUAUUAAUAGUAAUACUUCACUAAAAGACAUGCUUAGUAAUAAAAUUUGUUAUCUUGUAAAUAGUAUUGGUAAUAAUUCAAAUAAUAACUAUAAUAAUAUUGAAAAAAACUGUAGUAAAACAAGCGACAUAAAAAGUUCACAAACAAUUUAUAAGAAUUUGCAAAAUCAUUAUAAUAUAUCUAAUAUAAACAUUGACUAUUUAAAAGAAAUAUGUACUCAAGGUUGUAUAAGCAUACAUAAUGAAAGAAAUAAAAAUAAUAUAUUUCAAAAUUUUAACAUAAUUUUAAAUAAUAUAUUUCAAUCAUUUUUCUAUAAAUAUAUUUUGUAUGAACAAGGUUGCACCAAAUCAUUACCAACAAAUAUACAAACUAUUUAUUUCAUAUUUUUAAAUCAAAUAAGAAAUAAUAAUAAUAAUAUAUUAAGCAGUUUAAGUAAAAUAUGCAACAUGUGCUUUCCUUUUAAAAGUAAUUUUAUCCUUUUAUUAAAUGAAUAUAUAAAAAACAAUAUUGAAAAAUACAAAAUAUCAUUAUACAAAUUUUUAUUAAAAAAUGAAUUAAAAGCUUCAACAAAUAACACAGAAAAUGAAAAUGUAUUGAACAAGGAAAAAUUAGAUCAAAAAGAAGUAAAUGAAAGAGAUGAAUAUAAAGAUGAAGAAGGGGAAAAAAAAGAAAAAAAAAAAAAAAAAACUUUGUUAUAUGCAAAUGAUUGUUUAAGCAAGAAAACGAAUUUUAAAAAUAAUCUUAAUAACCAAGAAGCAAUAUUAAAAGAUAAUAAAACAGAUGAAAUGGAUUGUGUGAACAAAAAUAAUAAUGAUAAAAUAAAAAUUAUUUGUUUAAAUUAUUUUGAUAACAAUAAAUUACUAGAAAAUAGUAGCACAUUAAAUAGCAACAAAAUAAAAAAUUCCUCAAUUUGUGAUAUCACGCCAUGUCCCUACAGCUUUUUAAAUUCCCAUAAUGAAAAUAAAAGUUGCGAUAAUGAAUUAAAAACUGGAAUAAAUAAUUCUCAUAAUUGUGUAAAUAACAAUAGUAUUCAUAUAGAAAAGAAUAUAGAAAAAACUUCAAAUAUAAAUGACAUGAAAAUUGAUGAUGUACUCAAAGAUGAUAAUGAUAUAUUAUUUAAUUAUAUAAAAAAUAAUUCAAUAAGUAAUAGUAAUGGGGAAUUCAUUAUUAAAAAUAUACUAAAUUACUUAUAUGGAAAUAGUAAUAAUAAUUUUAACAAUAAUUAUUUUAAUGUUUGUGAUAAUUAUUUAAAUAAAUACAAAAAUAGUAGCAGUAGUAAUAAUUAUGCUGAUAAUAAAUGUAGCUUUAAUAAUUUUAACCAUGGAGCAUUUAUAUUAGCAAAGAUCAUUAAACAAUAUUUAACUGAUAUAGAAGAUCCUUUAAACAAUUAUGAAGAUAAAGUAAUUGAUUACCUUGGAAAUAAUUUAAAUUUUCAAAUACUAAAGGAUAAAAUUAACAACUUUAAUUGUUGCACAAACAAUCAACAUUUAAAUAAAAAAAAUCAUUCUAAAUUAGAUAAAAAUGCUAGUGUUAAUAUUGAAAAUCCUCUUUUACAUAAUGCAUCUUUUCUAAAUUGUAACAACAAUAUUUUGAUUGAUAAAAACAAAAAUGAGAAAUGUUUUUGCAAAUGCAAAUGCAAAUUUAAAAAUAAUAAUAUAACACAAUUAAAAGAAAAAAGUGAAGUAAAUCAUUGUUUAUUUAAAAAUAGUAACAUUCCAUAUUUUGGAAGAUUUGAUGAUACUAACCUUAAAGGUAUAGAUAAGAAUAAUUAUAACUGUAAUGAAAAAGCAUCGAUUGGUAACUUUUCAAGAGAAAAUCCUGAAAACAAAAUUAAUAAUAAGAUAUGCAUAAAAAAUAAAAUACAUAGUUAUUUAAAUUAUAAUUAUUUAUGCAAUUUAGAAAAAAAAAAAAAAAAUAGUGAAAUAAAUUUUGAUAAUUUUCAAUUAAUUGAAACAAAUAUGAAUAAUGAAAAUGCUGUUAAUAACUUGAAUGCAUUUGAAAAUGAUAAAAAUAAUUUUGAUUCAUUUACUAAUACUUGUAACAUAAAAAAAUGUUAUCAACAUGGGGAAUAUGUAGCAUUAAAUGAUCACAUAAAAAUUAAAUUUGAUACAUGUAAUAAAAUAAAUUGUUCACAUACAAAUUUCAUGAAUCCAAUGAAAGCUUAUGAGUGUAUUAAAAUGAAAAAUACAAAUAAAGAGCAUGUAAAAUCAAAUUACAUAAUAGAUUUAAAUGAUUACAAAGGUUCUAUUAUUUGUGUUAAAAAUGUAACAAGUAUUCAUAUAAAUAAAAGUAGUAUUUUAUUAUUUGGAUCAAAUACUGUAAAUUGUGAGGAUGAUUUAGAUAAGAACAAUAGAUUCAUUAUUGACAAAGAAAUAAAUUAUUGUUAUAAUGAUGAAGAAAGUAAAAUUUUUAAUAAAUCUAACAUAUGUUAUAGUAGAAAAUCCUUACCUACUACUAAUAGAGAUUUAAAAAAAACACAGGUAGAAAAUAUAUUGUUACAUAAUAUAAAUGAGGACAGUGCUAAAAAAUUGAAUACGUUAAAUAAUAUACAUGAUAAUUCUAAAAUAGCAAGUACAUUGAAUGCUUUCGAUAAUAAUAAUUUUAAAAUAUCAAAUAAGUUAAAUAAUGUAAGCAUAGAUAAACAAGGAGCUAUCAAAUUGAAUAAUGAAAAUUGUUCAAAGAGUAAUAACUCUAAUCUCAAUAUUUCAUCAAAUUAUUUGAAGAAGACAAUUAGCUUGAAUAAUAAUUCUCAUAAUAUUGAACAAGAAACAUUGAAAAAUAUUAUUUCAACCAUAAAAAUAAAAAAAGAAAAAGAUGAUGAUACUAGUACUGUUUCUAAGAACUUAAACAAUAGUUCAAAUUCAUUUGAACAGAAAGAAGACAAAUUAAACAAAUUAAACAAAUAUUCUAAAAAAAGGAUGAGAGAUCACGAAGAGCAUACGAAUAAUGAAAAUGAAAAAAAAAAUAAAAGAUUAUGUAAGCAUUUUUCUUUAGAGGCAAAAAAAAAUAAUUAUAAUUCUAUAUGCAAUGAGGAUAUAAAAAAUAAUCUUAUAGAGGAAAUUAUUAAGAAAAUCAUUGUGUGUUAUUUAAAAAACAAUAUAAAUUAUUUAAAUAACAUAAAUAAAAUAAAUAAUUUUAAUGAUAAAAAUAAAAUAAAUGAUAUAUAUACUGUUUAUGGAAAAAACAAUGAAACAAACGAUAAUCAUAUGAAUAAUCAUAAUUCAAAAAAUGAGACAGAUAAUAGCUUUAUAAAUAAAAAUGAAAUGAACAGUAAUAUAAAUAAUAAUGAAUUAAAUAAUGAUGAAUUAAAUAAUGAUGAAUUAAAUAAUGAUGAAUUAAAUAAUGAUGAAUUAAAUAAUGAGGAUACGAAUAAUAUUAAAAAUAAUAAUAAUAAUAAUAAUGAUGAAACAAAUGAUAACUACGAAAUUAAUAAUAAUAAAAAUAUUAACGAAGUAUGUAUUAGUUAUAUAAAUAAUAUCUGUAAAAAUAAUAAUGAUACAAUUAAUAGCAAUGUAGUGAAUAAUAUAGAAACAAAUUACAACUGUGUUAGUAAUAAUACCUCAAAAAUUAAUGAAGAAAAUUUUAAUUUUACUAAUAAUAACAGUAUAAAUUAUAAUAAAGCUAGAGACAAUUAUAAAUGUAUUAAUCUAACUGAUGGAGAUAACACGAAACAAUUAGUGGAAAAAGUAAAAAAUGAAAAAAUAAAGUGCAUAAAUAAUACACUAAGUAAUUAUAUGAAAAAAAUAACUAGCAAUCAUAUAGGUUUGGAAAAUAGCAUAAAUGAUAAUGUGGUUACCAAUCCUUGUAGCAAUGACAAAAAACAAAGUAAAAGCUGUGGAAAGAUGAUUGACAUUAAUUAUGAUAAAAAUAAAAGGAAAUGUAAUAAACAAAAAUGCAAUUUAAAUUAUAAUACAUUAUUAACUCAAUUUGACUUCUUAGAAUAUUCGAACAAUGAAAAAUCAUUCUUUUUGAAUAAUAAUUUUGAAGAAAAUAUGAAAAAUCAAAAUAUAAGUGUAAAAAUGAAAAACACAAAAAAUAUAUCUAAUAAUGAGCUUAGGGAAUGCUUACAUUCAUUAAACAAUAAAAUGAAAGAAUGUCUUCAAGAAAAGUAUAUUAAAAACAAAGUAAAAAGUGAAGAGUAUAUGACAAGAAAGGAAAAUAACAGUGAACAGUGUGAUGGUUUCAUUGAAUAUGAUAAUAAUAUUAAUAAUAGUAAUAUAACCAAAGGAAGCAAUGAUACAAAAAUAAAUGAAGAAUUAGAGAAUGAAAAAAAUUAUUAUUUUAGUGAAAAGGGUAUUACUGGAAGCAGUAAUAAUAAUAUAAAACCAAAUAGUAAUAAUAAUAAUAUAAAUAUAAAAAAAGAAAGUAAUAUUGAUAGCAAAUGCACAUUAAAAGUAAAGGAGCAAGUGACAAAUAAGAAUAAACUAUUUGAUUUUAGCAAAAACAUAAAUGAAUUGGAUAAAAACAAAGAACCAAAUAUUAAUAAAAAUUGUGACUUAUCAAAUAAAAAUCUAGAAAAUAAUAAUACUACAAAUAGCGAUGUAGAAAAUCAUUCCUUUAUUAAUAGUAGAACGUCAAAAAGUUUUUAUAGUAUUGAAGAUUAUAUAAAUGAUUCAGAUAAUAGUAAAAAGAAAAAAGUAGAUAAAAAUAAAUUAGAAAAUUAUAAAACGAAAAAUAAUGAUGAAAAAAAAAAAAGAAAAAAUAAAAAAGAUUAUAGCAAUUCUUUAUUAAUGAAACAUGACCCACCUAUACCAGGUGUAAGUUUUGAUAGAAUAAAAAAUAGAUGGGUAGCAGGAUUAAGAACAGAAAAUGGAAGAUAUAUUCGAAAAUAUUUUUCAGUCCUUCGAUUUGGUAUGGAAGAAGCUAAAUAUAAAGCAAUAGAAUGUAGAAUAAAUUAUGGUAGUUCAAAAUGCAAAAGAAAAGGGAAGAUGAAUGCAGAUAUUAAAAAUGCAUUAAUAUAUUGUCAGAAUAUUGACAGAAACAGAUUAAUUAAUAUAUUAGAUGAAGAAUGCGGAAAAUCACUUUUUAUUUAA
Plasmodium relictum is the source of this 6384-nucleotide messenger RNA. RefSeq lists its product as hypothetical. Gene Ontology annotation, biological process: regulation of DNA-templated transcription. Gene Ontology annotation, molecular function: DNA-binding transcription factor activity. The record is from RefSeq and is a predicted model, not a curated record. Lineage: Eukaryota; Apicomplexa; Aconoidasida; Haemosporida; Plasmodiidae. Bases 1 to 6384 code for a protein of 2127 amino acids. The transcript has a single exon.